This is a messenger RNA of Penicillium canariense, 2463 nucleotides long. Its product is annotated as pentatricopeptide repeat protein. Gene Ontology annotation, molecular function: protein binding. The record is from RefSeq and is a predicted model, not a curated record. Bases 1 to 2463 code for a protein of 820 amino acids. Lineage: Eukaryota; Fungi; Ascomycota; Eurotiomycetes; Eurotiales; Aspergillaceae. The transcript has a single exon.
AUGUCAUUGUGUCCGCAUCAGCUGGUCCGCCCCCGCCUCCAGGCUCUGUUUUCGGCACCAUGUAGGAGCCCCGGCCGCUGGCAGCGGAGCUUGCGGACACCGAAUACGCGACAUGCAUUUCAAUAUGUGUCGAAUCAUACCUCGGCGGCCUCACAACCCGGCGGAGAAGGGCACACCUUUGCAGAUCUCACCGUCGAGCAGUUGAAAAGCAACCGCGAGCAACCCAAAGGUUCAGACUCGGACUUGAACAAGCGACAGAAUCAAAAUUGGAGAUCGGGAAGAACAAAAUCUCAACGGCAGUUCGGCCGUCGCAACUCCAUCGACCAAGAAAAUGAAACAAAUCAAGAUACGAACACAGAUAGUCGGAAUCGCCAGCCCACCGGUCGCCCUCAGCGUCGUCGCAACGAUACUAGCCCGCGAUUAGUGUCUAAAAGAUCUGUCAAGAGGAUAAUGACCUCGGAUGGUCUCAACACUAGACACGCAACCUCUGUACUUCACAGACUUAACAACGAGAUUCAACGUGAGAAAAGAGUUCUCAACAAGAAAUCGGUGGCUCUGGCGACAAGUAUUCGUGGAAGGGCGAUCUAUUCUUCAAAAGGCAUGGGGCUCUCGACGUGGCACCGUGCGUAUGAAGAGAUCUAUAAGGCCAAACAUUACCAGCGUGAAGUCAACGACAUGAGCGUCAUACCGUCAUUGGACAAGGAUGGGCUAGCCAUGUUGGCUAAGAUUCAAGAAGAUUGCAAUGGGCAGUUUCGAGAAGUUUGGCAGGCUAGCCAUCGAGAUGUCAAAGCUGCGCAAUGGCAAGCCUUGGCUUUCUGGCUACUUCAGAAUGAUCCAAAGCUGUUUUUGGAUUUUCUGGUGGUUACAAUGAAGGGCAAGGAGAAGCCGGACUUUACCAUGGUCACGGACUGUCUUCUAUAUGUUGACAACUUCUACUACGCAGAGCUGAAGAAUUGGGAAACUGGCCCUCGCUCACAUUCAUACUCGUGGAUGAUCGAGUAUUGCCUGCGUCCGAGCACUUGGCCCAUAAUCGCACCGCCGCAAAAGGGCAUUCGGCUCUAUAUUCGACGAGCCAGGCCGUACGGUGUCCGAUUGGCUUUCCGUACGAUGAAAGCAAGGAAGAUCAAGUGGAAAGCGGAAACACAGCUGUGCCUAGUGAACCGGUUUACCCAGCUUGGAGAUGCUGAUCGAGCGUUGAGUGCUCUGAAACUCGUCCCAAGGCUUAAGGAUCCUGCCUUCACAAUGAACUCUCAGGGAGUUCUUCGCCACUGCUGCAAGCUGUUGACUUUGGACACCGUCGAGGACAGCGAAGAUGGGCGCAACUUCCGGAUCCUCCCACAAUUGCUGGAGAUGGGUGUUCGACCUGACCGGGACAUGAUGAACGUCGUGCUCUCCAACGCCUUCAAAACCGGCGACCACCAGCUUGGCGCUGACAUGCUUCAAUUUAUGACCAGCCAAGACUACACUUUCGACUCUUAUACCUACGUCACUCUUCUGACUGAUGCGGUUUCCCGGGGAGACCAAGCCCGGGUGCACGAAUUGAUCAACGAGGUCGAUGCGCAAGAAGAAAUCCGCAAGAAUCCAUUCGUCGCCAACAAAAUCUUCCACUCCCACUACGUCUUUACGGCUAAGCAUAUGGAUGUAGAUUCUGACCCCUCUGGUGUUUUCUACUCGAUGCUUGAUAUGUACAACAAACUUCAUGAUAUCACGCCGCUCAAAGAGCUCCUCAUCAUACCCCCUCACUACAAGCCUCAGGAUGAAGGGCCAAAAUCACCCCCAACUCCUAUGGCCCUGUACAUUAUGAUCGCCACAUAUUUCCGCUGCCGGAGCCGUGUCUCGACUGUGCAACGCAUCUACCACCGAUUCCACGAGCUUGUCUGUCAGGGCCAUCCUACCAUUGCCCCACUGGCUGCGACUGAUCACACAUACAAUGAGUUCCUAAUUGCCCUUCGCAAGAGCUCGCGUGCUCUGCAUUCCUGCGUCCGGAUUGUGGAAGAUAUGCUUCAUCCCCCGACUGGCACGGCCAUCGAGCAUACAAAGCCGAGUUACCGUACUUGGGCGAUUCUUCUGAGCGUUUUUAUCUGGCACAGGCGAGCGGCUGCAGCAGAAAAGAUCAAGGAGAUGAUGGCGAAGCACAAAGUCCACUAUAACGACGUGACCUGGAACCUCAUCAUCAACGGCUACGCCAACGCACAGAAAGUGCCAGAGACUGCUGCCGCCAUGAAGGCCAUGGAAGCGGAAGGAUACGCCCUCGACUCCUAUACUAUGAAGUCCCUGCGCUACCUCCGUGACCCGGAGCGUCUCUGGGUUGCUGUGGACGAGCUUGAUAAUGCCACCCAGGAGGCAGACACUGUUCACUCCUCUACGCCACACCGUCCUGCCAUUAUCGAAGAUGUGUUGCGCGAAGAGCUCAUUGAGCAAGGCUUGCAGAAACUUGGCGACAAGAAGAAGUCCAAGGCGUGA